UUGUUUGGGCAAUCGAAACUUGCUUAACGGAAGCAAAUUCUAUUUUAUUUCACUUCCUGAGUUAACUUCCUAGCAAUUGUUUAGCAAGAGGAAAUAAUUGGAUCGAUAAAUUGCAAAUUGAAUAAUGAAAAAGAAAUCAAGUCGACUACUGUUUUUCCUCCUGACCGUGUUCAUAAUUUUGUGCUGCGUGGGCGUGGCAUAUUACUUUGCAGGCGUUGAACAUGAAACGGAGCACUUGAAGAACAUGCUGGUUUCGAUUGUGAUUGUGCUGCUCUUUCAAAUGAUAAUCGCAGAGCCAAUCAAAUUCAUUCUAUUCGCUAUUGACGAGGCCACUUGGCCCUCAAAAAUACCCAAGUAUAGUCCCUACGAGCCUGAGGAAGAUGAGAAAUACAAUCGCUUGGAUUUUCUAAAGCAACGAUUGCCUGGCUUAAGAGUUCAGAUGCUGAUCAAUGAGCGUUAUCGCGAUUACACUCUAAAUGAUGAGUACAAAUUGAUUGUCGAAGAUCUUUUCCUCUAUGGCAAGUAUUUUCUGGUGCUAACCUUAAUGGUGCUCGUGCAUCGUGAUGAAUUGCUCUAUCACAAUACGAAAAUGCUCCAACGACUCUUCACGGACAAUCACACGGACUACAUGGGAUUGAAAAAUGUCUACCAUCUGAAUCAACUGUUUGACUUUGUGCAGUCCUCGCUGGUCACUGCCUUUGACUCUGAUGAUGAGGACACGGGCUUCAAUUAUUGGGUGCACAGUGAGCCAAACAAGAUGCUGGGCGUGGCGCGAUUGCGGCAACUGCGUUUGAUUAAGGAACAAUUCGGAUGGAAUGAUCCCGAGUUCUCCAAUCUCAAGUAUAUGCCCAACUGGGAGCUGCCCUAUCGACGUCUGCACUAUGCGGACAAGUAUUGGCGUAUCUACGAGCCGUGGUUGCCCAUCGAUGAUCACUCCGACCUGAUGGAUACCAUUCUGAUGAACUUUGAUCAUGUGGGUUACUUUCAAAACUAUCCCGAGUUGCGAGGCUAUGUCACAUUGUUGGCCAGAAACAAACAGAACUCGAUGAAGAUCCUUGACUUUCUCUCGGAAUACAAUUGGCUCAACUACAAUACAUCGGUUGUGUUCCUCGACUUUACACUCUACAACGUGGAUGCGAAUAUGUUCAGUGUUUGCACGCUGCGAGUGGAGAAUACACCGUUUGGCAGUAUCAUACCUAAAGUUGAUUGCGACAGCGUGAGGCUCAUCGAAGAGUUGGAACAACUAUCGUUCGGCAGCAUAAUUGUGCUGGUGAUUUAUAUUAUUGUUGUGCUGCAGUUUAGCUAUGCAUUUGUGAGAACAGUCUGGUAUACGCCGGUGAAAAUCAAGAGUUUCUGGAACAAAAUGGAUCUUAUCAUUAUUGUGCUGAAUGUGUUGGUGAUCGGUUUGAUGUUGGUGCGAUCAACGAUUGUGCACGGAUUGCUGAAGCGACUGGAGGGUGCCAACAAAUUGGAGUACUUGAAUUUCCAUGCACCGGCUCGACUGCACAGCUUGACCACGAUAUUAAUUGGUUUCCUCAUCUGUCUGACGACGCUGCGUUUGUGGCGAGUUCUCCAGUUCUCCAAGGUGUUUCUACUCUUCACGCAGACAUUUGCUCUGGCCUGGAAGGCGUUUGCGAUGACUAUCGCGAUGAUUAUGAUUACUCUGAUGGCAUUUGGCAUUGCCUUUGUCAUAAUUAAUGGCAACAAUUCGGUGCAUUUUUUGCGUGUAAUCACAAGCAUCAUGACCACCUUGUGCUUUGCCUGUGGCUUCAGCACUACGAUUAAUCCAAAGGAGGUCUUGUAUGGUGGCUUCUAUUUGGGCAUUUUGCUGUAUGCCAUGAUGGGAUUUGUUGUGGCCAUUUUGCUAAUGAAUGUCUUGAUUACAACCAUUGCCGAUUAUUUUCAAACAGCUCGCGCUGUUCGUGAUGCCCAAACAAAGAGGCGAAUUAGUUUCUUUGAAUUCCUGCGUGUCGAAUAUAAUGGCUUUUUCGAAUUCUUUCUGAGAAAGUUGCCCUGGUGGCGAAAGCCGUAUAUACGCAAUGAUCGAACUGUGGCUGAGAACAUAAAACGCAAGUUGGAUCGUCGCGAAUUGUCGGCGAAAUCGAAACUACACCGCAAACGAGAAGUGAUAUCUGCCAGUCGUCAAAAGCCGCCGCCGCCCAAGGAUGAAGAAACCUUGCAGGCUGAGUACAGAGAUCGCAUUGAACACGUGCUGGCUGUCUCUUACAUGCUGAACACCCAAAUGGAAAUUCUCAAAUUAAUGCUCAUCGCUCGUAAUUCCACAAAGCAAGAAACAACCGAGCAGGAUAAGAAUAAUCCGUUUGUGGACACCGAUGAGUCCAGUGAAGAUGAUGUUAAGAAGCCGCAAGGUCGAAAACCCAACACCAAUAAGAAAUAAAUGUUAUGACAGUACGGAAAGAACAUUAAAAUAUUUCUGAAU
This is a messenger RNA of Drosophila sulfurigaster albostrigata, 2440 nucleotides long. Its product is annotated as polycystin-2-like. Bases 125 to 2398 code for a protein of 757 amino acids. The record is from RefSeq and is a predicted model, not a curated record. Gene Ontology annotation, cellular component: membrane. The transcript has a single exon. Gene Ontology annotation, molecular function: calcium ion binding; calcium channel activity. NCBI's taxonomy places the organism in Eukaryota, Metazoa, Arthropoda, Insecta, Diptera, Drosophilidae. Gene Ontology annotation, biological process: detection of mechanical stimulus.